AUGCACGUGCGCAAGGAGGUUCAGUCACGGCCGCGUCCUCAGGCCAAGCAUACGCAGGCUGAUCCGCUCUUCUUGAAUCGUACAUCACGAACAUCAGUUCUUCAGACACAGCGAGAACAGAGGAACAGUCACGCUUCUACAGGAGCUUUGACAACGAAGCCCAAAAUGAAGUCCCUUGCCUGCAUCAUCUUCGCCAUUUUCUGGGUUGGCGUGGUUUCGUCACCGAAUUCACGCCAAUUUGAACUUACGGAGGACGCCUGCACCGCAACGACCGAGGAAUGUAGAGCCGCAGGAGGGGAAUGUUACAACGUCAAGGAGCUGAUGCCAGUGUGUGAUUCCAUGGCGUACCUUUGCUCUUCUUCCAGCUGCAUCUGCUGUAUUGGUGCCUGCGAGAUGCAACAGGACGCGAGAUGCGUGCAGUACUACGGGGGCUCCUGCAGGAACACGUGUGACAAAGGGGAGUACGUGUCCGACUGCAAGUACGGGUGCAAGUGCUGCGGUUGCAAGACGGAGGGCCUGUGCGCCAAAGCAGGGGGGUGGUGCCAGCCGACCACCCACAAGUGCCCGUCGGGGAUAUCCGCGCCCUCCUUGUGCAGAGGGUCGUUGUGCACCUGCUGUCUCCCUCCCGCCGACCCGUGCCCCGACCCCCAAGACCAGUGCCUCAAACACUGCGGCUACUGCGACCAAGAGUGCCAGCCGGACGAGACCCCUUUGGCCGGGCUGUGCGAGAGGGAGAACUGCUUCUGCUGUGUCAAAGACCCGUGUCCAGACCUGAACAUGCAGUGCAACGCCAUCGGUGGAUACUGCAACCACGAGUGCAAGUCUGACGAAGUGGCUCUGUCGGGGCUCUGCAAAUACGACAACUGCUCCUGCUGCGUCAAGGAACCCUGUCCAGAUCUCAACAGGAAGUGCAACGCCACUGGUGGAUACUGCCACCAUGAGUGCCACUGUGACGAAAUAGCUCUUCCGGACCUCUGCACCUAUGACAACUGCUCUUGCUGUGUCCAGAACCCGUGUCCAGAUCUGAACAUGCAGUGCAACGCCACCGGUGGAUACUGCAACCACGAGUGCAUGGAUGGUGAAGUGGCUCUGUCGGGGCUCUGCAGAUACGACAACUGCUCCUGCUGUGUCAAGCAUCAUGACCCGUGUCCAGAUCUGAACAUGCAGUGCAACGCCACCGGUGGAUACUGCAACCACGAGUGCAUGGACGGCGAACUGGCUCUGUCGGGGCUCUGCAGAUACGACAACUGCUCCUGCUGUGUCAAGGACCCGUGUCCAGAUCUGAACAUGCAGUGCAACGCCACCGGUGGAUACUGCAACCACGAGUGCAUGGACGGCGAACUGGCUCUGUCGGGGCUCUGCAGAUACGACAACUGCUCCUGCUGUGUCAAGGACCCGUGUCCAGAUCUGAACAUGCAGUGCAACGCCACCGGGGGAUACUGCAACCACGAGUGCAUGGAUGGUGAACUGGCUCUGUCGGGGCUCUGCAGAUAUGACAACUCCCUGCUGUGUCAAGGAGGGUCUCUUGUAUAG
Molecule: messenger RNA, 1533 nt
Organism: Penaeus vannamei (Pacific white shrimp)
Lineage: Eukaryota; Metazoa; Arthropoda; Malacostraca; Decapoda; Penaeidae
Source: RefSeq, a predicted model, not a curated record